Messenger RNA from Symphalangus syndactylus (siamang), 5880 nucleotides. It is a transcript of the gene NUP210L, whose product is annotated as nucleoporin 210 like. The record is from RefSeq and is a predicted model, not a curated record. NCBI's taxonomy places the organism in Eukaryota, Metazoa, Chordata, Mammalia, Primates, Hylobatidae. Gene Ontology annotation, cellular component: nuclear pore.
CCAGAGACCUGGCAGUCGCCAUGACUGGCUGGCUGGUGUCGUCAAGACACCGAGGCUUCGGGCUCUUUUUCUUCUUGCGUCUACACCGCCUCCUGUUGUUUCUGGUUUUGCUUGGGACCCUGGCCAACAAACUUAACGUGCCACAGGUGUUGCUACCCUUCGGCCGAGAGCCAGGCCGGGUGCCUUUCCUGCUGGAGGCGCAGCGGGGCUGCUACACUUGGCAUUCCACCCAUCAUGAUGCAGUUACUGUUGAGCCUUUAUAUGAAAAUGGCACCUUGUGUUCCCAAAAAGCUGUACUCAUUGCUGAAUCUACACAACCGAUACGCCUCAGCAGUAUUAUUCUUGCUCGAGAAAUAGUGACUGACCAUGAGCUACGCUGUGAUGUUAAGGUUGAUGUGAUAAACAGCAUUGAAAUUGUAUCUCGGGCCCGGGAACUUUAUGUAGAUGAUUCGCCACUGGAACUGAUGGUGAGGGCAUUGGAUGCUGAAGGAAAUACUUUUAGUAGUUUGGCAGGGAUGAUGUUUGAGUGGAGCAUUGCCCAGGACAACGAGUCAGCAAGAGAAGAACUGUCUAGCAAAAUUAGGAUUCUUAAAUACUCUGAAGCAGAAUAUGCUCCCCCAAUAUAUAUAGCUGAGAUGGAAAAAGAGGAGAAACAAGGAGAUGUGAUUUUAGUGUCUGGGAUUAGAACUGGUGCUGCUGUUGUAAAAGUUCGAAUUCAUGAACCAUUCUAUAAGAAAGUGGCAGCAGCAUUAAUACAUCUGCUUGUUUUGGAGAAUAUAUUUCUUAUACCAUCCCAUGAUAUUUAUCUCUUAGUAGGAACAUAUAUUAAAUAUCAAGUUGCAAAAAUGGUUCAAGGGAGAAUGACAGAGGUGAAAUUUCCCCUGGAACAUUAUAUACUGGAAUUGCAAGACCAUAGAGUUGCACUUAAUGGGUCUCAUUCUGAGAAAGUGGCUAUACUGGAUGACAAAACAGCCAUGGUGACUGCCUCACAACUGGGCCAGACUAAUCUUGUCUUUGUCCAUAAAAAUGUUCAUAUGCGAUCUGUGUCUGGACUCCCAAAUUGCACCAUAUAUGUUGUAGAGCCUGGAUUUUUAGGUUUCACUGUCCAACCUGGAAACCGAUGGAGUCUAGAGGUGGGACAGGUAUAUGUCAUUACAGUAGACGUCUUUGAUAAAAACAGCACAAAGGUCUAUAUUUCAGAUAAUCUCAGGAUUACACAUGACUUUCCUAAGGAGUACUUUGAAAAGCAACUAACUACUGUGAAUGGAUCUUACCACAUAGUAAAAGCCCUGAAAGAUGGUGUCGUGGUAAUAAAUGCAUCCCUGACCUCCAUCAUUUACCAGAAUAAAGAUAUUCAGCCUAUAAAAUUUCUAAUCAAACACCAACAAGAAGUGAAGAUUUAUUUUCCCAUCAUGCUUACACCCAAAUUUCUGGCAUUUCCUCAUCAUCCUAUGGGAAUGUUAUAUCGUUAUAAAGUACAGGUAGAGGGUGGCAGUGGCAACUUUACCUGGACUUCUUCUAAUGAAACAGUGGUCAUAGUAACCACGAAAGGAGUGGUGACUGCAGGUCAGGUCAGGGGGAAUAGUACUGUUUUGGCCCGAGAUGUACAAAAUCCCUUUCGAUAUGGAGAAAUUAAGAUACAUGUCCUGGAACUGAACAAAAUGGAACUGUUACCAUUUCAUGCUGAUGUGGAGAUUGGCCAGAUUAUAGAAAUCCCUAUUGCAAUGUAUCACGUAAAUAAAGAGACCAAAGAAGCCAUGGCAUUCACAGACUGCUCUCAUUUAUCCUUGGAUCUGUACAUGGAUAAACAAGGAGUCUUUACUCUUCUCAAAGAAGGUAUUCAAAGACCUGGACCAAUGCAUUGUUCCAGUACACAUAUCGCAGCUAAAUCUCUCGGCCAUACUCUGGUAACAGUAAGUGUGAAUGAAUGUGACAAGUACUUGGAGAGCAGUGCAACAUUUGCUGCUUAUGAACCCCUAAAGGCUCUAAAUCCUGUGGAAGUGGCAUUGGUGACAUGGCAGUCUGUGAAGGAAAUGGUAUUUGAAGGGGGUCCUCAUCCAUGGAUCUUGGAGCCCUCCCGAUUUUUUUUGGAAUUGAAUGCGGAGAAGACAGAGAAGAUUGGAAUAGCACAAGUGUGGCUGCCAUCUAAGAGAAAACAGAACCAGUAUAUCUACCGGAUCCAAUGCCUGGAUUUAGGGGAACAAGUUCUCACAUUCCGAAUUGGAAAUCAUCCAGGUGUCCUGAACCCUAGUCCAGCUGUAGAGGUUUUGCAGGUUCGCUUCAUUUGUGCCCACCCUGCCAGUAUGUCAGUAACUCCAGUAUACAAGGUGCCAGCUGGUGCCCAGCCAUGUCCUCUGCCACAGCACAACAAACGCCUGAUUCCUGUAUCAAGACUGAGGGACACAGUCCUGGAACUAGCAGUGUUUGAUCAACAUAGGAGAAAGUUUGAUAAUUUCAGUUCGCUAAUACUAGAAUGGAAAUCCUCCAAUGAAACACUAGCCCAUUUCGAAGAUUAUAAAUCAGUGGAAAUGGUAGCAAAAGAUGAUGGCAGUGGGCAGACCCGGUUACAUGGUCAUCAGAUCCUUAAAGUACAUCAGAUAAAAGGGACUGUACUCAUUGGAGUCAAUUUUGUGGGCUAUUCAGAGAAGAAACGCCCGAAAGAAAUUUCCAACUUGCCCAGAUCUAUAGAUGUGGAACUGCUCCUGGUAGAUGAUGUAGCUGUAGUGCCUGAGAAUGCCACCAUCUAUAACCACCCUGAUGUGAAGGAAAUAUUUAGCCUUGUGGAAGGAUCUGGUUAUUUUUUAGUCAACAGCAGUGAGCAAGAUGUUGUCACCAUCAUUUACAUGGAAGCAGAAAGCUCUGUUGAGUUAGUUCCAUUACAUCCUGGAUUUCUUAUCUUGGAGGUCUAUGAUCUUUGUUUGGCUUUCUUGGGUCCAGCAACAGCCCACCUCAGGGUGUCAGACAUACAAGAGCUGGAGCUUGAUCUGAUUGAUAAGGUUGAAAUAGGCAAAACUGUGUUAGUGACUGUGAGAGUUCUUGGCUCUUCCAAACACCCAUUCCAAAAUAAAUACUUCAGAAACAUGGAACUCAAACUGCAGUUGGCUUCUGCCAUUGUCACCCUGACGCCAAUGAAGGAACAGGAAGAAUACUCUGAAAAUUAUGUUCUUCGAGCUACCGCUAUCGGGCAAACCACACUUGUGGCUAUUGCCAGGGACAAGAUGGGAAGAAAAUACACAUCAACUCCUCGGCACAUUGAAGUGUUUCCUCCAUUCAGACUUCUUCCAGAGAAAAUGACACUGAUUCCAAUGAAUAUGAUGCAGGUAAUGUCUGAAGGUGGCCCCCAGCCCCAAUCCAUCAUUCACUUCUCCAUCAGUAAUCAGACCGUGGCUGUUGUUAAUAGGAGGGGGCAAGUUACAGGGAAGAUGGUUGGCACAGCUGUGGUUCAUGGCACCAUCCAGACAGUAAAUGAAGAUACUGGCAAAGUCAUUGUGUUUUCUCAGGAUGAAAUACAGAUUGAAGUUGUUCAGCUAAGGGCUGUUAGGAUCCUUGCAGCUGCAACUCGGCUGAUCACAGCUACCAAGAUGCCAGUUUAUGUCAUGGGAGUAACCAGUACCCAGACCCCUUUCUCCUUCAGCAAUGCUAAUCCUGGGCUCACAUUCCACUGGUCUAUGAGCAAAAGGGAUGUAUUGGAUCUAGUGCCCAGGCAUUCGGAGGUUUUUCUACAGCUUCCAGUAGAGCAUAACUUUGCCAUGGUUGUCCAUACAAAAGCAGCAGGCCGGACCAGUAUCAAGGUCACUGUUCACUGCAUGAACAGUUCUUCUGGGCAAUUUGAGGGGAAUUUGUUGGAACUCUCUGAUGAAGUACAGAUCCUGGUGUUUGAAAAACUCCAACUCUUCUAUCCAGAGUACCAACCAGAGCAGAUUCUGAUGCCUAUAAAUUCUCAGCUCAAACUCCAUACCAACAGGGAAGGAGCUGCCUUCGUGAGUUCUCGUGUUCUCAAGUGUUUCCCUAAUUCAUCCGUCAUUGAGGAGGAUGGUGAAGGGCUCCUGAAAGCUGGUUCCGUUGCAGGUACUGCUGUAUUGGAAGUCACUUCUAUAGAACCUUUUGGAGUCAACCAAACAACCAUAACUGGGGUCAAGGUAGCACCGGUGACAUACCUGCGAGUGAGCAGCCAAUCCAAGCUAUACACAGCCCAAGGAAGGACCCUGUCAGCAUUUCCCUUGGGCAUGUCUCUUACCUUCACUGUUCAGUUUUAUAAUAGUAUCGGAGAGAAAUUCCACACACACAAUACCCAGCUUUAUCUGGCUCUGAACAGAGAUGACUUGCUGCUUAUUGGACCAGGGAAUAAGAACUAUACUUACAUGGCCCAGGCUGUGAACAGAGGGCUGACACUUGUGGGGCUUUGGGACCGGAGACAUCCAGGCAUGGCAGAUUAUAUUCCUGUUGCUGUAGAGCACGCCAUUGAGCCAGACAUCAAGCUUACCUUUGUUGGAGAUAUCAUCUGCUUCAGUACUCACCUUGUCAGCCAGCAUGGUGAACCUGGGAUAUGGAUGAUUUCUGCCGACAAUAUUCUACAGACAGACAUUGUCACUGGAGUAGGAGUGGCCAGGAGUCCGGGGACUGCAAUGAUUUUUCAUGACAUCCCAGGAGUAGUGAAAACAUUUCGAGAGACACAGGGUCUCGCUAUAUUGUCCAGGCUGGUCUCAAACUCCUGGAUUCAGGUGGUGGUCAAUGCAUCAUCAAGAUUAAUGCUCAGUUAUGACCUCAAGACUUAUCUCACCAAUACCCUCAAUUCAACUGUAUUCAAGCUCUUCAUCACCACUGGCAGAAAUGGUGUCAAUCUUAAAGGAUUCUGUACCCCAAACCAGGCCUUGGCCAUUACAAAAGUACUUCUUCCAGCGACCCUCAUGCUGUGCCAUGUACAGUUCAGUAAUACUUUGCUAGACAUUCCAGCAAGUAAAAUCUUUCAUGUCCAUUCAGAUUUCAGUAUGGAGAAAGGGGUUUAUGUCUGCAUAAUCAAGGUUCGACCGCAGUCAGAGGAGCUGCUACAGGCCCUCAGUGUGGCUGACACCUCAGUCUAUGGGUGGGCUACACUGGUCAGUGAACGUAGCAAGAAUGGAAUGCAACGAAUCCUCAUUCCUUUCAUCCCAGCCUUUUAUAUUAACCAGUCAGAAUUGGUUCUUAACCACAAACAAGAUAUCGGGGAGAUAAGAGUACUGGGAGUGGACAGAGUUCUUAGGAAGCUAGAGGUCGUCUCCAGCUCCCCAGUUCUAGUGGUCGCUGGCCAUAGCCACUCUCCCCUCACUCCUGGCCUGGCCAUCUACUCUGUAAGAGUGGUCAACUUCACUUCCUUCCAGCAGAUGGCAUCACCUGUUUUCAUCAAUAUUUCCUGUGUACUCACCAGUCAAAGUGAGGCAGUGGUAGUGAGGGCUAUGAAAGAUAAGUUGGGUGCCGAUCAUUGUGAAGAUUCCGCCAUCCUCAAGCGGUUCACUGGCUCUUACCAGAUCCUGCUCUUGACCCUCUUUGCAAUGCUGGCAUCAACAGCUUUCAUCUUCCUAGCAUACAACGCCUUCCUAAACAAGAUACAAACAGUUCCAGUUGUGUAUGUACCAACUCUAGGAACACCACAGCCAGGUUUUUUUAACUCCACAAGUUCUCCCCCUCACUUCAUAAGUCUACAACCUCCAUUGGCCCAAAGUCGGCUGCAACAUUGGUUAUGGAGUAUAAGGCACUAACCUCUGCUUGGACAAGUUCCUUUCAACAGCAGGGUAAUGAAGAUUUCUAGUCCUCGACAAGAAGCCUAACAGCAACUUCUACAUUAAGUUUCCAGAUAACGCUUCUGAGAACUAUAAAUAAAGCAUCCUAAGCUGUUCCUUAAAA